Molecule: messenger RNA, 537 nt
Organism: Lactuca virosa
Lineage: Eukaryota; Viridiplantae; Streptophyta; Magnoliopsida; Asterales; Asteraceae
Source: the annotation of a GenBank genome assembly
AUGUUCGUUAAUGAUGAUAAGAGGGCGACGAUGUUUGGGUUUGAAGAUUCGACAACGACCAGCUGGUCGUCGCCGUCUGUCGUUGAGAGUGACGGUAACGCAUACUCCUUACCUUCUGCAUUUCAUGAUUUCAUCCUCCCAGAAAGAGAGAGAAAGAAGGAGAAAGAACCAUACUUGAGAAAGGAGUCUGCAUCACUUCGCCACUCCGAUUCUGCAUCUUUCACAAAAAUGACGCUCUCGCUCUCGUUAACAGCUCCGUUCCGCCGAACGACUGCCGGCAGCCCGUCGGGGUUUUCUAAUCCACCAUUGCUUCGCAGUCGAUCACUUCAGUUGAACAAGUUUCGCUCCACCAAGUCAGUGUCUGGACUUAGAGUUUUCGCCAAACAGAACGAGUUUCCGGCUAUCUGGCGACCUGAUUCGAAGGGUUUUUUCGGGAAACACGGAGGAAUUCACUGUCCAGACAUCAUGUUGUCGGCUCUCUCCGAACUCGAAUCGGCUUACGAAAGCCUCUCUUUUGACUCUGAUUUUCAGGUAUAA